This is a messenger RNA of Chenopodium quinoa (quinoa), 2369 nucleotides long. RefSeq names its product protein DOWNY MILDEW RESISTANCE 6-like. The transcript has 4 exons. The coding region runs from base 126 to 1151 and encodes 341 amino acids. The record is from RefSeq and is a predicted model, not a curated record. Lineage: Eukaryota; Viridiplantae; Streptophyta; Magnoliopsida; Caryophyllales; Amaranthaceae.
UUUUGUAAUUUUAUAAUUAACCUUUUCAUGCAUCUAUAUAUACUCUACUCCAUAGAUUCGAUUCUUCACAAAUAUAAUAUUUGCACCUCUCUCCUUUUCUUUAGUGAGGUAAAGUGCAAAUUAUAAUGGAGAAAAGGAUGGUUUCAAACUUGUCUAAUUUGCCUAAAAGUUACAUAAUACCUCCAGAAAAAAGACCUGGAAAUAAUUUUUAUCCUAUAUGCAAUAUUCCAGUUAUCGAUCUAUCCAAAGCAAAAGGUGUUGAUCGACCAAAAAUUAUCAAUCAAAUUAUGCAGGCUUCUACAAAGUUUGGUUUCUUCCAGGUGAUCAACCAUGGAGUUGCAAUAGAAGUAAUGGAAGACGCGAUGAAAGUGUUUAAGGAGUUCUUCGAGUUGCCUUUCGAGAAGAAAUCUCACUUAUAUAAUACUCAUGAUGAGAAUGUGAAGUGCAAACUUUAUACAAGCAGUUCUAAUUAUGAAAAUGAAGAAAUUCACUAUUGGAGGGACUGCUUGAUACAUGAUUGUACUCCUUUGAAAGAAAGCUUUGAUCUUUGGCCCCAAAACCCUCCUAGAUACAGGGAGGUGGUAGGGGAGUAUUUGAGUCAAGUGGGAAAGCUAGGAUCAAGAAUUCUAGACCUAAUAAGUGAAGGAUUAGGGCUUGAAUCUGAUUUUUUCGCGCAUGGUUAUAAGGAGGACUUCUUCUUUACCGUGAACCAUUAUCCACCAUGCCCUGAUCCAAGUUUGACAUUAGGGUUACCAAAGCAUUGUGAUCCAAAUGUAAUAACUUUGCUUCUUCAAGAUAUUGUUCCUGGCCUUCAAGUUUGUGUUGACAACGAAUGGCAACUCGUUCAGCCUUGUCCAAAUGCUUUUGUGGUUAACAUGGGCCACCAAAUGCAGGUUAUAAGUAAUGGGAAGCUAAAAGGAGCAGAACAUAGAGUUGUGACAAAUGCAGAAAAGUCUAGGACAACUGCAUCAUACUUCGUUGUGCCAUCAAAGGAUUGCAUCCUUGAACCAGCAAAAGCUCUUACUAAAAAGGAUCUACCACUCUAUAAGCAAUUUCGAUACGCUGAAUUUAUGGAGACUUACAAAGCCCUUAAUACUCAAGAACCUGAAAAUCUUUUAGAGCCUUACAAGAUUAAAAAAGAGGUGAUUUAGAUCGAAUUAUCGAGGAUUAAUAAGGAAGCUAAGUAAACAAUAUUAAAGUUUAGAUUAAUGAAUAGUUAUUGAGUUAUAGACUCAUUAUAUUGGAAGCAAAACAUUCUCCUCGGAAACACUAGCUACUAUGUAUAUAUAAUGGUAUAGUACGUGCUUGUUUGGUUGAACUUGAGAAGUUAUAUACGAAGAACUACAUAUGGUUUUUUUUUUUUUUUUUAAAAUUUUUUUUGUUGCAAUUUAAAAUGUUUUGUGUCUUUUUUGGUUGUAAUAAACUUUGAUAUGGUUGUAAACUUGUAACAUGCAAAAUGGGUAUCUUUAUUAGUUGUAAUUGGUAAAUUUUCCUUUACUUAUCUAGGUUAACUUUUAACAUUUUGGGGUAAAUGAAAAAUCAUAGCCACUGCAACUUACCCUCUUUUUUUUUUUUUUUUUUUUUUUUUUGGGAGAAGAAACUAAUAACCUCAAUUCUUUACUAAUUAGAAAUUUUCGCUUCCUGUUUUUUUGAUUGAUCUUCACAGAGAUUCAUAUAUAAAAGUGAUGCCAAAUUUCUUGACUUAUUAGAAAUAAUAGUAUUUUUUUUUUUUGGACAUAAGGGUUUUUUUUUUUUUUUUGAAGGGAAAGAUAAAAUAUCAUUAAUUGAAAGCCAUACGACAUCUACAAUAAGCAUUAUAGAAAAAUAAAAUACAGUCUAAAUUAAUCAAGUAAAAAUCCUCUUUAAAGAAACUAUGAUGAUGAGAAACUAGAUCUGACGAUGAAGUACAGUUCCCGAUUGUUCGCUGAAUUAUGCAGCCUUCUGUGAGGGAGUCCAUUUUCUUGACAUAGUUUUGGGAGGAAAAUUCAUUACCUGACCAUGUCGAUCGCAUCCUCAAUUCCAACGCCAAUUGCAAAAUUGUACGAAUAACAACCCAUGAAUCCAAUCUUUCAAAUAACACCCUAAAAAUAAAUUCCAAUCUUCCAUAAGGGAAGAGAAGAAAUACAAGCACCAAACUCUCACAAAAGGAGAGAACAAACCCAAAAAUUGGAAGAAAACUCUCAUAAAGAGAGAGUAAGGAGAAUUAUUAAUGGCUAAAAACAAAAAAACAAAGGAAAUAAAGAAAGAAAUGGGGCUUACCAUCAUCAAAGAGAUGACGAUGGUAGCCCCUUGCGGUUGCCAAAGAUUUUAGGGUUUUUUUAGGGUUUUUUUUGGAGAGGGAAAGAGAUAAGGGUUUUUUUUUUUUUGUU